Messenger RNA from Spinacia oleracea (spinach), 1855 nucleotides. Its product is annotated as UDP-glycosyltransferase 75C1-like. The transcript has a single exon. NCBI's taxonomy places the organism in Eukaryota, Viridiplantae, Streptophyta, Magnoliopsida, Caryophyllales, Amaranthaceae. The coding region runs from base 163 to 1584 and encodes 473 amino acids. The record is from RefSeq and is a predicted model, not a curated record. Gene Ontology annotation, molecular function: quercetin 3-O-glucosyltransferase activity; quercetin 7-O-glucosyltransferase activity.
UCACAAUAUCCAAAAAAUAUAGCACCACAACAAAUUCAUAACCUCAUCCACUCUUCGUUUCUUUCAAAGUAAACUUGCCACACCAAAGUUUGUUUCUUCCAAAGUAACUUGCCACCAAAAGUUUGUACACCACGCACCGUUGUCGCGCCGCCUUCGAUCUAUAUGGGGGAGCAAAAGCCUCACUUCCUUCUAGUGACCUUCCCGACCCAAGGCCAUAUCAACCCGGCCCUCCAAUUCGCUAAGCGGCUCCUACACUCUGGGGCCGAUGUCACCUUCGCCACUGCGGCCUCUGCCCACAAAUGCCUCAAGAAGGCCAUGAUCCCCAAGGGCAUGACCUUUGCCAACUUUUCGGACGGGUAUGACGAUGGUUUUAAGACGACUGAUACAGACGUCAUGACCUAUCUCUCAACGUUCCGCCAACGUGGGGUUGAGACCUUGGCGGAGCUCUUCGAGAAGAGCGCUGCCGAAGGGAAAAAGGUAACAUGCUUGGUGUAUACGCUUCUCCUUCCUUGGGCCGCGGAGGUGGCACGUAGGUAUCACGUGCCAUCCGCGCUCCUAUGGAUUCAACCUGCCAUGGUUUUUGAUAUCUACUACUAUUAUUUUAAUGGUUAUCGUGAGGUUAUAAAUGAUUGUGAGAAAGACCCCUCAUGGUCGUUAGAAUUACCAAACUUACCAUUUAAGCUCAAAGCACGUGACCUCCCUUCAUUCCUUCUUCCUUCCAACCCUUAUCUUUACACUUUUGCCCUCCCUACAUUCCAUGAGCAAAUACAAGAAUUAGAGAAAGAGGAGAAACCCAAAAUCCUAGUAAAUUCCUUUGAAUCAUUAGAAGUUGAUGCUUUAAAUGCUAUUGAGAAGUUCAACUUAAUUCCUAUAGGUCCUCUCCUUCCCUCCGCCUUCCUAGACGGAAAAGAUCCCUCCGACAAAUCCUUCGGAGGGGAUCUCUUACAACAAUCUAAGGAGGCGGAUUACAUGGAAUGGCUAAACUCUCGAGAACAAAAAUCUUCGGUGAUUUAUAUGUCAUUUGGAAGCAUGUCGGUGCUAGCCAAGCCGCAAAUGGAAGAGUUAGCCAAAGCCCUGAUACAGACCCACAGGCCAUUCCUGUGGGUCAUCAGGGAGAAGACGAGCAAUGAAAUAGAUGAAGAAAAUAACGAUGAGGACGAGUUGAGUUACAUGGAGGAGCUUAAACAACAAGGGUUAAUAGUCCCUUGGUGCUCCCAGGUGGAAGUACUAUCCCACCCUUCAGUCGGGUGCUUUGUGACACACUGUGGGUGGAACUCGACUCUAGAGAGCCUAACAUCAGGCGUCCCCAUGGUUGGUUUCCCGCAAUGGACGGAUCAAAUGACAAAUGCUAAACUUGUGGAGGAUGUUUGGAAGACUGGGGUGAGAGUCAAGGUGAGUGAGGAAGAAGGUGGUUUGGUUAAGAGUGAAGAGAUAAAGAGGUGUUUGGAGGAGGUUAUGGAGAGUGAGGAGAUGAGGGAUAAUGCUAAGAAAUGGGGGGAAUUCGCGGUCGAAGCUGCCAAAGAGGGUGGAUCGUCUGAUAUGAACUUGAAGGCUUUCAUGGAGGAGUUGUUAAUUCAAUGUUGAUUCCAAAAAGAUACACGCAUAAUAAUCUAGGUUUAAUUUAACUAGUGGCUAAAUGCAUGGUCAAGUACUAUUUUAAUUGUUAAUUUGUUAGCUGGUCUUAUGCAUUUAAAUACGAUUAAUUAAUUUCUAAGUUAAUUAGCUACUUCAUUCCUUCAUUUGAUACAUCGAAUUCGAAUAGGCCAUUGUAAAAAAAUGAGUUUUGAAACUUCAAAUUUGAAGUGGUUAUAUAUAUGUUUGUAUGGAAUUCGUACAAUGCAUUUUUGUUUAAUAA